AAACAUUAACGAAUACAAAAAAUUCCUUUGCUUCUAACGUACCGAUCAGUUAGAAAGUUAAUUCUAAGAUCAUAAAGAUACAUACAUAUCAAAAAAAUAUCUUCAGCUGAUAGUGAUUAAAAAAAUAGCAUAUGUCGCUAGUAACUUUUCAAUACAUCAGGUAUACCAGCAACUCCGCAUGCGCUUUAUUCUAAAAAAACUAUCAGCCAUAUUGGUGUGUUGUAUCGCUGCCCUCAGUAAUUUCGAAGAUCAGUGAGGUAUUUUUCGCGUUCAUCAUACGAUCUUUUUCAUAUUCGUUGCACUACGAAUAAUCGGGAUUGCCAGUAUGAAAUUUAGUCGAAAUAGAUUGGCCACUUAUGGACUUUUAUGACAUUCAUGAGCGGAAAAAGUUUGGUUAAUGUUGCCACCUGGGCUCACGGAAAUCAGUCUGUUUAAGAACAUGUCGUAAAUAAAUGCGUACUAUUUUCACUAAACUGGAAUGUUCAUAGGAUAUUUACACCUUCUUCUACAUUGUUGUUUCUUCGUUUAAAAUAAUCAUUGUUAGGUAUUGGUUGAUUUUCAAAAGAAUCACAACUUUUAUGAAUACUUUGCCAUCGUCUGCCGUCCUCUCCUACCUUCGCUCACUUUUACUUCAUACUUUUUAUAUAUCUCAGUUCUAUGCCUUUCAUGAUAACAUUAAAUUUAUAUCGUUGUAAUUAUUAUUGAUCAUCGUGGUUGCGCGAUUUUCGUCGAGCAACAGGUAAAGAUUGUCGAUACAAUUUGCUAUAAUUAUACCAAUUAGGUUUAUCUUGAAUAUCUGUGAUUAUUGUCAUAAGACAUGCUUGAUACAGGUAAUAUUUUCCCACAUCAUUGUGUUUUCUAUUGGUGUCAUUUCUUAAGACAGAAAAGCUAAAUAUUUGUUAAUCAUACAUAUUAUUUUUACUACUAUAUUUUUCUAACUAAUUUACAUGUGAGUUUAGAAAUAUAAUUCCCAACAUGAUAAUAAUCUUUCGAAAACUCUAUUCUAUGAUAAAAUAUUAUGUCUUCAGCAAAUAGAUCAUCAUGACGGAUUCUAUGAAAUUUGGUCCAGAAUGGUUGCGCAAUUUGUCUGGAGAUACUUGCAAUAGUAGCGGUGGUGGUGGAGGUACUACAAGUUUAACAACUCCACGUUAUCAAUUAGCUGAACAUAGAUACGGGCGAGAAGAAAUGUUGAUCCUGUUUGACCGUAAUUGUAAACCUCCUGAACCAUUGACAAAUUUCUCAUCAUUAUAUGUUGAGAAAACUCAACUUCCUUUGGCUCUUAUACAAAUGACAGAAGAUGAAACGCGGAUGUGGAACGGAGGAAUAACUAAUGGUGGUCGAGGAAGAGGUGGAAGUGUAGAUCGUGGAGGACGUGGAAGAAGUGGAAGAGGUAGCUUGUAUUCUUCUCAUUAUUCCCGUGGCGUUGGUUUCGAUGAUUCAGGAGAUGGAUCACGAAUUGACAGUCAACCAUUUCAAGGAAGAAAUCGCCCAUUUGAUAGGUCGCAAAGUGAACGUGGUUGGUCAGAAAGAAAUGGAGCCUCAGAUCCAGGUGAAUGGAAUGGUUCUACUAGUCCUAGAAAAGAAUUAAGUCGUGGGGCUAGUGGUAGUUCUCUUAUGGAAAGUAAUUGGCGGCGUCAUCGUGGUGGUACAGAAGACGAUGACGGUUGGCGGAAAUGGGGUAGGAGUAGUUGGCGCGAAAGUGGGAGUAUGGAUAGAGAUAGAUUAGAAAGAAAUGAAGGAGAUGGAGAAGAAGGACGAAGUAGUGGUAGUAGAUGGGAACAUCGUGGUAGUCAUAGAGUUACACAUGAUUCAAGUCAUCAUCCGCCCCCUCGUACAACGCGCUCUUGGGAUUCAAAUCAUCAUGAUAAUAAUCAUGACAAUCUUCCCGAAUGGGCUACUGAAAAUCCUAGCGAAAGUGGAGGAAGUUUCGAUGCUUCAGGUGCUUUUCACGGUGGAAUGUAUUCAGAUGAUGAUGAAGAUGGAGUGAUUAGUGCAGGUGGUACUCAAGAAUCAAGGACUCGGCGUGUUUCCGAAGGAAGCGCUACUAAUAUUAAAAAACCUAGUAGCAAACCUUUAUCUUAUAGUUCAACUCAGGGACAAACAGCGGGUCGCAAUUCCAAUAGUGGAAUUAGUUCAGUUAGUAAAGAACGACCAAAGUCCUUACAUCCGCUCGAUGAUAAAAAUGAAUGCAUCGAGAAAGAAAGGAGAAGCAGCUCUCCAACAAAACUGCCCAUUACAGUUUUAACGGAUAAUACUGUUACUAAAACUUUGACGUCAACAUCAUCUGAAACUUCACAGAAAAGAAAUACAGUAGCAACAAGUACGGAGCAUACGAAGACUGAAAAAAUGCCAUCGUCCGAUUCAGGAACCAAUAAAUCUCCCACUAAAGAAAAGAAAAAAGAAGAUAUUGAAACGGAAACAAAGUUGGAUCCGAUUCCUACUACUGCGAAAAGACAAGUUCCGGUGCAAACGGAAUCUCAAAGGGUCGUACAUAGCGCGGAAAUGGAUAACGUAAGGCAUAAGUCGGAAGAUGAUUUAGACAGAAUGAAGGAAGAAGCGGACGCAUUAGUUGCAAAAUUGAUGGCAGAUGAAGAAAAUCAUAGAGAGAAGACUGCUAGUAUACCGCCUUCUAUUGGUAACCAAUCUUCUACAGUUUCAUCCACGAAUGGACAGGAGAAAUGGUUUUACCGUGAUCCACAGGGUGAAGUUCAAGGUCCAUUUUUAGCCAGUGAAAUGGCAGAAUGGUGUAAAGCUGGUUACUUCACAGCAGGAUUAAUGGUAAGAAGAACUUGUGACGAACGGUAUAGCACUUUAGGAGACUUAAUGAAGAUGUGUGGCAGAAUACCGUUUAUACCUGGACCUCCCAUUCCUCCCUUAAAGUUAACGGAUCAGGUAAUACCAUCUGUUCCUAACACAGUGCCAGCUGGUAUGACUGCAUUAUCAAAAUCUGGUAUAGAAGAUCCAAUUCUUCUACUUCAGUAUCAACACAUGCGAUUGAUACAAAAUCAACAAUUACUUUUAAGACAAAUGCGGACAUCGGCUAUAGCAAAACUUUCUCAGUCUGAGCAUUGGGCAACGUUAAGUCCUAUAGAACAAAACCAAUUGAUUUUUCAAUAUGUUUUUCAUGACUCAGAGAUUCCAGAGAUGCCAAUCUCUACAAAUCCAUUCGUACCUCACCUUCCGUCACAAGCUUCAAAUCCAGUUAUGCAACUUUUCACUCAAAUGCAACAGGCUAAAACGCAACCAGAAACUCAUUUAACGUCAAAUCCACAUUCAAGUACAACAGCGCAUCCACCUACAGUCGAUCCUAUACAACAACUUAUACAACAGAUGGGUGGUAUGCAAAAUAUAUCGGGACUUCAACAAUCAAGCAUAAAUUCAACGUCAGCUGCAACGCAAGAGGACAAUCCCAUAAAAUCUUUGUUACGUCAACUUAAUGUUAAUGCAAAUGGCCAUCCACAAACACCUCAUAUCGAUACCGUCUGGCCACAACCCCCGCCACAAAUAAAUCCACAAUUUAAUGCACAGAGUUGGUUAGCGCAAGUUGGACCGAUACCAGCAGUACCUCCAGGCCAGUUACCUACAUCAUUAUGGGAUCUGCAUACUAAAGAAAUAAAGACUGAACAGCAGAUAUUGGAAGAACAAAAUCUUCGAUUACAAGAAGAUAGGAAAAAAGAAGAACUUCGAAAACAAGAGGAAUUACAACGACAAGCUGACGAAGAAAAUGCGAAAAGAAAAAAGGAAGAACAAGCCAAGCAGGCAGAAGAAGCGAAGCGAAAAGAUGAAGAGAGAAAGAAAAAAGAAGAAGAAAAAAAACGGAAAGAAGAAGAGAAGCGUAAACAAGAGGAAGAAAGAAAGAAAAAAGAAGAGAAAAAGCGUAAGGAGGAAGAGAAAAAACGAGAAGAGAAGCGAAAGCAGGAAGAAGAAAAUUUAAGGAAAAAACAAGAGGAAGAAAAGAAAAAAAAGGAGGAACUUAGAAAGCAGGAAGAAAAGCAAAAGAAGGAAGAAGAAAAAAGGAAAAAGCUGGAAGAGGAACAAAAAAAGCAAGAAGAGGAAAGAAUGCGAAAAGAGGCAGAGGCACGUAAGCAGGCUGAAGCUGAAGAACAAGCUCGGCGAGCAGAACAGAGACGGCGGGAAGCGGAUGCACUCCGUAGAUUACAAGAACGAAGUAAAGCACCAUGGGCACAGGCGCCUCGUGCACCAGCUCCAGCUACUCCUGCUGCUUCACUUGCUGAAAUUCAAAGACUCGAACGAGAAAAGAAAGCGGAAGAGCAACGAUUUCAACAAAUGAUGCAGCAACAAUUAGCACAGCAGAAAGCCAUAGAAACAGCUCAAGAAGCAUCAGUAAUGGACUCUUCUAAAAGAUUGCAAUUUAAAUGGGCAGAGAAGGCUACAGCUUCUACAAAAUCUUUACCAGUAAAGAGUCUCGCACAGAUUCAACAGGAAGAGCAAGAAAGGAUCGCCAAGCAGCAAGAAAGGGAACGCCAAGAGAAGGCAGGACAGAAAGAAUCACUGAACGUACUGAAAAACGCUGGAAUAUGGGGUGCUGCUUCUCAGUGUUUGAAUUGGGCCAAUUCAAGUAGCUCUAAUAAUAAUCAAGUUUGGUCGAAUAAUAGUGGUACCAGUGGUUUUUGGGACGAUCCUACGCCAAUUAAACCUACGGCCGUAAAGCAAUCUGUUAAACAGACUACUACAGUAAAAACUCUUACUGCCAAUCAACAACAGCAACAAAGUAAUAAAACAAAUAAGAGUAAGAAUAAACGAGAAGAGGAAUUGGUUAAGAAAUUAUUUGAACAAAACACUGCCAAGACAGAUGAUUUCACACAAUGGUGCAACAAAGCCCUAAGUGGUUUACAGGUGUCUGUAGACAUCCCCACGUUUGUUGGAUUUUUGCGAGACAUUGAGUCUGCAUACGAAGUAAAAGAAUAUGUUCGAGAUUAUCUUGGCGAUAACAAACAAAGUUCAGAAUUCGCAAAGCAAUUUUUAGAAAAACGUAGUAAAUGGCGAUCGGCCCAACGACCUCAAGCACAAGCGGAUGACUUGUGCAAACCAGCGCCUGCUGUUAAUCCUAAUGCACCCACGGAAUUUCAGGAAGUAAAGGGAAAGUCAAAGAAGCCAAAGAAGGGAAAAAUGUACAAAGUUGAUAAUAGAAUUCUUGGCUUUAGCGUAACCGCAGCCCCUGAUCGAAUUAAUGUAGGUGAUCGCGAUUAUGGAGAAGGUGUUUGAAUUAAUUCUGACAACUUUAACUGUAUUAUGGAAAUUGUGCAACGCUUGGCCCAACAAAUGGUUUGUUAUUUAUUUAUUGUAGAUGCCAAAUAAGUUCUAAGGAACCCGUUACGAGUACUUCGUUAAAAGUAUAAAAGAUUUUUCUAUGAUUAUGCGUGUAAGGAUCUUAUCUCUCGUAUCCUUUACUCGUACAUUAAUGGGAGCCUUAGAUACCGUUAUAGCGUGGCAUUAUUUCCUUUUUAAACGGAACUGAAAGACACUCUGAAAGAAAACCCAAUUGUACAUACUACUCAAAGAAAGAUACUUCUUAAAACAAGACAAACUCAUCUCUUAUUUACAUGGUAUGCAUAUAAAUAUAAAUAAAUGAAUGAUUAUAUGUAUUAUAUAUAUGUAUAUGUAUGUAUACAUACUACAUACAUAUAUUGCAUUAACACAUUUUGUAAUAUUUCACUUUCAUCGCCGUAAGUAAAGAAAUUAUGCCGAUCGAUAACUCGUACACGCGGAAACAUCGCAGUCGAAAGCAAUAUGUGCUCAUGAAGGUGUUCAGCAAGCAAAAAUAAAUUGUUAAUAUGUGAUCGUAAUCAAAAGAACUUCGAUCAAGCACGAUAUUGAUGGAGUACAUUAAUAUUAUCGAAUGCACCAAGUAUGAUAAUAUAAAUCCUAUGGAUUUCUUUUUUUAUCGUAACAUCAUGAUAACGAUACGACUUCGCCUUGGAUUACGUUUUGCUUAUUAUGUUUUAAGAGAAUAAUCUUGUGUUUAACACAUUGAAGAACUUUUUUUUAAUCAAUUUAUGACCGUUUUUAAGAAUAAAGAACUAAUAAUAUUUUGACUGAAUGAUUGAAUAUUAGGAACAAUUCGGACAAUGAAUUGCACAUUAUACGUAGAGCCAAUCACUCCUUAUUCCGAACUUUUGUUUACAUAAAGCAACCAUGAACGGAAGGACUUAUUACAAAGAAAACUGUAUGUUUCAAAGCAGUAAUAUUGCAAAGAAAAAGAAGCUCUUGUACUUUCUUAACACUGUGAAUACAAUGGUAUAUUUCAAAGAAUAAAAAUAGUACUUGCAUGUUGUACGAUUUAUAAAGAAAAUAAACUAUCUUCCAUUUUCCUGUUUUGCACCAGAAAAUAUGAAAGUAAGCUCAUGUAAUGUUAGGAACGUGUACUGUCGAUUUUGAAAAAUUUACAUAGCACAUAAGGAAAUUUCAGAUUGAUUACUGCGUGUGCCUACGUGUGGAUCUCACUCUCGUCGGCAUAGCCUUCUUAUUAAUAUUGAAAUCAAUCUAAUGAUAAAUAUUUAACAAGGAAUUUUAUGUAAGAUUUUAAUUAAUGCAACAACUGAAACCAGUAUCUUUUGUAAAGUUUUAAUUAUAAUUAUAAGUAUACAUGUGAACUGUCCCACCUCUAGCAGGGAGUUAAAGGAGAAAACUUUUAGCACCUGUAUAAAAAAUAUUGAUUUCUUCUUUUUCGUUUUUCAUAAUUGAACUAAUCUUUGCAUAAAGUGGUACGAAUACUCUGUAAGUAAGCAGAAAAUGUUACGACAGAUCUGACAGCUCUUAAUAUUAUGAUGGUUGUUAAUUAAGGCUCAUUGGUCUUCUUUCAAUAUGAGAAGAGUAUUUUUAGAAGAUCAUAGAUCCUUACAUGAAAGAUUUAUGUAUAAAUAGAUAAAUGUACAGUAAUACAAGGAUAAUUAAAUAGAAAAAAACAGAUAAUUGAGAUAUUGUAUUAAUAUUAUUAUUGUAUCUAACGUACAGCGUAUAAUAAAAUAAAUAUUAUUAUAUUUUCAA
Bombus huntii is the source of this 7008-nucleotide messenger RNA. RefSeq names its product GRB10-interacting GYF protein 2-like. The transcript is spliced from 15 exons. Bases 1042 to 5226 code for a protein of 1394 amino acids. The record is from RefSeq and is a predicted model, not a curated record. NCBI's taxonomy places the organism in Eukaryota, Metazoa, Arthropoda, Insecta, Hymenoptera, Apidae. Gene Ontology annotation, molecular function: protein binding.